AUGCCUACCCCAAAACAGUCGGAGUCAGUAACUUAAUCCCCUUUAUAGAAGUUUCCAGUUCACGUGCUCAUUAAUGUCUAGCAUCUCACAUUCAAGGCAUCGACACUUCAACCAGUCACAGUUCUUCAAAGCACUGGUUUGAACCUGGAUGGAUCUUGGGCGGAAAAGAUAAUUUCAGAGUUCAUUAACAAAGAUGAUAUAUGUAACCUAGACUUCUUGCAGGUAGUUAUUGUCACUCAUGCAAGCUCCGCUUCUGCAGCUGCCAACCUCGGUUUGGAGCCUUCUGCGAUCGCUGUUCCGGUAAAACAUGGAAUGCAGAACUGGGAGUAUGCUGGCGUAUAGUCAUGGAAAGCUGGGCCAUACUUUACUGAAGGAGAAAACCUCUAUCAAGCUUGGAGACUGUGCGAAGAUACUUCAGAAGGAUUCUAUUUGACUGCUAUUCCCCAUGCAGAGCAUGAUUCAUCGUCAGUAUUCCCACCUAUGUAAGAGCUCACAAAUUAACUAAGGCCAGUUAUCGCCCCUUUGAUGUGUCUGUCUUCUCCCCUGCGGGUACUGUUGCUCGCAUUGUAGUAAAGGAUAUAUACAACUUGAAAGGUGUAGAGACUGCCGGAUCGAGCAGAAGUUACAAGCAGCUGUACCCGCCUGGUGCUGAAUCUGCAUCCAGCAUCCAGAACUUGAUCGAUCUCGGAGCUAUCAUCGUUGGCAAGACGAAGACCACAACAUUGGCUGACCGAGAGAUUCCGACUAGAUUCCGGCUGGAGACUGGAUUGAUACGCACGCCUUCUUCAAUCCUCGAGGAGACGGGUAUAUUGUCCCAGACGGUUACAGGUCUCGAAGUGGCUCUGCUCUUGCUUCCUAUGACUGGCUCGAUUAUACUAUUGGACCAGACAAUUAGUUUGCGUAAGGCAACCAACUCUUGCUCUACUAACUUCAGGUUUAGCAAGCGGGAGUAUUCGAUGGCUAGCUGCUCAUGCUAGCUUCUUCGGAUUUACACCCAUAUACGAAGUCAUGCCCAUGGAUGGCAUCAUACCUAGUAGCCGGUUUGUCGACCGUCUUUCCAACAGAUGUUCUAUACUGAUAUGCCGUAUUUAUAUAGGCAGUUCGACGAGCUAGCAUUCCUCACACGUGAUGUAGUAUCUACCCUCUCCUUUGCACACAACUGGUUUUGUGCUAAACGGUUCUCUGAGCCCUCGGUGGGUUUACUAGCUCCGCCAUUUUUGGGGGGGACUAACCAAACACCUAUACAGGGGAGAAAACCAAUUCAAUUAUUGUAUCCACUUGAUUAUACUGAUCCAUCUCGAGAGCGUGCUAUGUCUACUAACAAAGAAGUUUUAGAUGUAAUCCAAGAUUUUGUUAAAAAGUUGGAAGUCUACCUAAAUGUUAAGCGAACGCCCGUUGAUUUCUUAAAGCUUUAG
Molecule: messenger RNA, 1415 nt
Organism: Hymenoscyphus albidus
Lineage: Eukaryota; Fungi; Ascomycota; Leotiomycetes; Helotiales; Helotiaceae
Source: the annotation of a GenBank genome assembly